AUGGCGGCGUGCGCCAACGCGCUGUCGCGGACCGUGGCGCUGCGCGAGCUCGUGAGCACGUGCGUCGACGCCUGCGGCCGCGGCUGCGCGCGCAUCCGCGACGUGCAGCAGAGCGGCGACCUCGGCGCGCAGCUGAAGAUCGCCGGCGACGCGCGGUCGGCGCUGACGGCGGCGGACGUGGCCGCGCAGGCCGCCAUCGUCGGGUCGCUGCGGCGCGCGUGGCCCGGGCUCCGCGUCGUGGGCGAGGAGGACGACGGCGCGGUCGGCGACGGCGACGCCGAGCUCGCGACGCCGCUGCGCACGGACCUCUGCGGCGCGCUGCCCGACGAGCGCGCGGACCUCGACGACGUCAUCGUCUACGUCGACCCGCUCGACGGCACGCGCGAGUUCGUCGAGGGCCGGCUCGACAAGGUGCAGUCGCUCGUCGGCGUCGCCGUGCGCGGCCGGCCCGCGGGCGGCGCCGUCGGCCGGCCCUUUUCGGACGAAAGCGUCGUCUUCGCGCUGCGCGGCGCCGCGGGCGGGCUCCGGGCGGCGGCCGACCGCCGCGGCGUCGUCGUCGUGAGCGGCGACAGCGACGACGCGCUGCUCGCGGUCGCGCUCGACGCCGCGGCCGCGGCCGGCGCGAGCCGAACCGUCGCCGGCGCGACGGGCCACAAGCUCCUCGCGGUCGCCGAGGGCCGCGCGGAUCUGGCCGUGCUCCACCGGAAGACGUGCUCCUGGGACACGUGCGCGGGCGACCCCGUCCUGGCGAGCGUCGGCGGCAAAGUCACGGACUACUUCGGCGCGCCCCUCGUCUACGGCGGGGACGCGAGCAACGCGCUCGGCGUCGUCGCGUCGUCGCCGCGGGGCGCGGCGGCGCACGACGCGGUCUGCGCGGCGAUGCGCGCGGCGCCCGAAGCUCUAUCGCUGCUCCCGGGCCCCGUCGCGGGCGGCGACCACGCGGCCGACGUCGCGCGGGACGUCGCCGGAGCGCCCCUCGCGCCCGCGGACCUCGAGGCGCUGUUCCCCGGGCGGACGCUCGCGUCGUUCCGCGCGCCGGAGCGCGAGGCCGCGCGCGGCGCGCUCUCGAACGGGUGCCGCCUGCGCCUGACCUGGGCCGACGGCGGAGAAGGUUCGGUCUUCUACAAGCGCGUCGUCAUGGCCGAGCUGCCCGCCGCCGUGAAGAAGCAAACGACGCAACCCGCGAAGCUCCUGCGCGACGUCGAGUCGUUCCGCGUGGAAGCGGCGUUCCUCGCGUCGGCCGCCGCGUCGUCCUUCGAGGGCGUGCGCCUGCCCGCGGCGCUCGCGUCGACGCAGGUGCCCGACGCGGCCCACCCCAUCGACUCGCGCUUCGCGCUCUAUUUGAGGGAUUUCGCGCCCGAGGACGGCUGGCGCCAGCGGAACCUGCUCGCGGGCGACGACGCGCGCCGGACCGUUCGGGCGCUCGCGGCGUUCCACGCGCGCUUCUGGGGCGCGGACGCGAGCUCCGCGGGGGACGUCUGGCCCCGCGGCGGCCACUGGCUCCCGGAGUACGCGCCGGACCAGUUCGCGGCGAUCGCGAGCGCCUGGCCCCGGCUCCUCGCGAGCUUCGGCGCGGAGUUCGCCGCCGCGGCCGCGCUGGACGGCGUCGACCUGCCGACGCUCGGCGCGCGCCUCGAGGCCGCCGCGGUGGCCGCCGCGGCCCGGGCGCACCCGCCGGCGGACGCGCCGGGGCGGACGCUGAUCCACGGCGACCUCAAGGCCGCGAACGUCUUCGUGAGCGACGACGAGGUCGCGCUCAUCGACUUCCAGUUCGUGGGCUGGGGCCUCGCGGCGACGGACCUCGCGCACUUCGUGUGCUGCGCCGUCGACGGCGGCGAUCUCCUCGACGGGGGCGACGCGGCGCUGGUGGGCGCGUACAAGGCGGCGUUGCGAGAGGCUUUGGUCGGCGCGGGCCGCGCCGCGGACGACGCCGCGAAAAUCCUCGAGGGCUUCGACGAGCAGUUCGACGCGGGCGUCGUCGACAUCGCGCGGCUCGUCUUCGCCUACCAGUGGCCGCGCAUCGACGCGUCGCCCGCGAACCUCCGGGCCCACGCCCACGUCGCCGCGCGCAACUCCUACAACAAGAACGUCGACAACGCGGUCUGGCUCGUCGCGCGCGCCGACGCGGCGCUGCGGCGGUUCGCGGCGCCCGUCAAGGAGCGCACGUGGCCCAAGUGGCAGGACGACCUCCCCAGCGGCGGCCUCGCCAGCCACGACCCGCACGGUACCAUGUCGGACGACGGCUACGCGCUCUCCGAGGGCGACUUCUCGCCGAGCUCCGUCGCGUCCCUCGAUUCGAUUCUGCGGUCGCAAGUCUACUCGCCCGAAGUCGACUCCCCCUUGGUGCGCGACGACGACGCGACGCCGCGCCGCGGCCGCCGCGACGCGCCCGGGCGGCCCGUGACGCACGCGCGGCGCCUCGCGCUCGAGGUGCAGCGCGAGUUCGACGCGCUCGCGUCCGAGCCGCGCGUGCCGCCGUGGUGCCGCGGCGGCCGCGGGUGCCCCGGCGCCGGCGAGGCGCGCUGCUGCCCCGGCAUGGAGGCGGCGUCGCGCGUCGGCGGCUUGUGA
Messenger RNA from Aureococcus anophagefferens, 2568 nucleotides. RefSeq lists its product as hypothetical. Lineage: Eukaryota; Pelagophyceae; Pelagomonadales; Pelagomonadaceae. Gene Ontology annotation, biological process: phosphatidylinositol phosphate biosynthetic process. The record is from RefSeq and is a predicted model, not a curated record. The transcript is spliced from 3 exons. Bases 1 to 2568 code for a protein of 855 amino acids.